AUGAGAUAUGUCACUCUUGGUUGUGCCCGUGGUGGGAAGGCCCGGAAUAAGAGUUUCAAUGUCGCCAAUCCACGUCCGACAGGGAAAACUGAUUGUAAGGCAAAGAUUAAUGCCUUAAGAGUAGAGGGAAAAAUGAGGAUCACAACAGUUCACAAUGAGCAUAAUCAUGACCUCAGUCCAAAAAAAUCCCGGUUCUUUCGUUGUAACAGAGAAGUGAGUGGGGCUGUAAAAAGAGUCCUGGACACGAAUGACUUAGCUGGCAUCCGAAUGAAUAAGAGUUUUGGAUCUCUUGUCGUUGGCGCUGGUGGCUUCGAGAACCUACCAUUUUUGGAGAAGGAUUGUCGCAAUUACAUUGAUAAGGCACGACAUCUACGACUUGGUGCAGGUGGUGCUGGUGCACUUAGAGAUUAUUUUUUGAGGAUGCAGUAUAAGAGUAACGGUUUUUUUGCAUCGAUGGAUUUAGACGAUGACGGGAGACUGAAGAAUGUUUUCUGGGCAGAUCCACAUAGUAGGGCAGCCUACCAGUAUUUUGGUGAUGUAGUGACAUUCGACACUACAUACCUGACAAAUAGAUAUGUGAUGCCAUUCGCACCAUUUAUUGGUGUAAACCACCAUGGGCAGUCGAUUCUAUUGGGAGCGGGCUUGAUUUCUAGUGAGGACACGGAGACCUUUACAUGGUUAUUCCAAACUUGGUUGCAGUGUAUGGAUGGAAUAGCUCCAAAAGCCAUUAUUACUGAUCAAGACAGAGUAAUGAAAAAUGCUAUUGCCAUUGUGUUUCCAGAAAGUAGACAUAGAUUCUGCCUAUGGCAUAUACUGAAGAAAGUCCCUGAGAAGCUUGGGUCAUAUGCAGCCUAUAAAUUUGGACUAAAAAAUCACCUGAUGAAAUGUGUGUACGACACUCAAUCUGUUGAAGAGUUUGACACAUGUUGGAAUGGGUUGCUUAACACAUAUGACUUACAUGAUAAUGUUUGGUUGAAAAGUUUAUAUGUUGAUCGUGAACAUUGGGUACCGGUAUUCCUUAAAGAGUACUUCUGGGCUGGUAUGAGUACAACCCAGCGUAGUGAGAGUAUGAAUGCUUUUUUUGACGGUUAUGUUCAUGCGAGGACAAACUUGAAGGAGUUUGUCGACCAGUUUGACAGUGCGCUGAAGAAAAAGAUUAAGAAUGAAAUGAGUGCGGACUUCCACUCAUUUAGUGUCACAAUUCCCUGCAUGUCGAGAUCUCCAAUUGAAAAGAGAUUUCAAGAGUUGUACACGAAUGCAAAAUUUAGGGAAGUUCAACAGCAAGUAAUUGGUGUGCUCGACCUCGAUCCAUCUCUACUUAGAUUGGAUGGUGUAAUGAAAACAUAUUUAGUAGCAGAUGAAGUUCGUGUUGAAGAGUUCACUAAGCCGAUUACUUAUUCAGUGACAUUUAAUAAGGAAGACUGCAGUGCAAAGUGUUCAUGUGGGUUAUUUCAGAUGAGGGGGAUACUGUGUAGGCAUAUUUUGGCCAUCUUCAAAGCUAAUGGUGUAAAAUCAUUAGCAGACUAG
This is a messenger RNA of Carya illinoinensis, 1527 nucleotides long. RefSeq names its product protein FAR1-RELATED SEQUENCE 5-like. Gene Ontology annotation, molecular function: zinc ion binding. The coding region runs from base 1 to 1527 and encodes 508 amino acids. The transcript has a single exon. NCBI's taxonomy places the organism in Eukaryota, Viridiplantae, Streptophyta, Magnoliopsida, Fagales, Juglandaceae. The record is from RefSeq and is a predicted model, not a curated record.